AGUAAGUAGUGGCGCUCCGACCUGUCGGCGCUUGCGUCCGCGUCUAACGGAAACAGGCAGGGGAAAGCUGAAGCUCGCGCGCGUGAGAAGAACUCCCAGUGACCGGACGAAUACCACCACAACAAUCCAACACCCACGCCUCUCCUCGAUCUCGUGGGGCAUAUGCCCUCCGUAGUCUUCUCAUCCCCGCUCUAGAUUGCCGUCGCCCUGAUGCACGGGUGAUAAAAUUCUCGAGAAGGCUAUUUUUAAGGUAAGUCGGUAGGUUUUCUUUCCAGUGCUUUUUGUGUGAUUGAACUAUUCUACAACAAAUGGCGUCUUCUCCUUUUCCCUCGACGCCAAAAGCAACGCCAGCGACACCGUCUCAAGAGCCUGGGAAGUGGCGUCAUCCCCGCCUCGAUGAGAUCGUUAGGCGACAAAAUGCCGCUACAUUCAGUGAUCGCAAUCUGAAGAAGCUUCUGUGGAAUGGUGCUGCGCUCUUAGCGACUGCCUUCAUUGGAGACAGCUUCAGAUCAUAUGCUUUCCGAUUGCAGAAGCUCUUGAGUCUCCAAACAUACCCAGAAAUUUCUCUUCUGGUGCUACGGCUUUUCUUCGUCAUGAACAUCCUCAUUGCAUUAUACCCACUCUUUGGACCGAAAGACGAUCUCUCGGAUAUCCCGUUGACGCCAACACAACGUGCCCUGCUUGGCCUCGAUCCCACCGCGACACCUCCUGCUACUGCCGGCACCGAGUAUGUUACACCUCCACGAUAUCGUCUAUCUGCUGGCUCUCGUCAAGCUAGCCCUGCAAGCCGGAGUACCUCGCCUCUAUCGGCCAACGGUACAGUCUCUGGGAGGAAUUCCACUGGCCCUUCUUUCUCGCCUACUCCAAGCCCACUGUUCCAAAAAGCGGUUACAAAUGGAAGCAGAGAAAAUGGACGCAGAUCGAGUAUCGGGUCGUCCUCUUCCUUGGGCUCCAGUUCGCUCUUCGGGGACUCGACGUUUAGCAGGGCUCCUGCAACUCCAUCUCCGGUUGAACGCAAACGCUCGAGCUUGGGUGUCAGUAAUAAAUGGUUGUAUGAAAAGAGCCGAAGACUAUCGGCCGGUAGUGGUGUCCUUUAGAUUCCAUAGUCCUGGUUGUUGGGCAUGGGCGUCAUUGGCAAAUGAGUGCGAUGUUUGUAACUUUGGACUUGAGCCUCACAAUGUGAAGAUAUGUCAUGGAGUUAGGUACAAUAGAGAUAGCAUUCUGUUCAUUCAUCAUGUCCAUUAUUUCCUUUGCCACGAAUUCAAGCCCGUGGCGUGGCUUGAAAACAAGCCAUGGACCUGUUGUGUCUCGCGUGGGGAAGUCCCCGAGCUCCCGGAGUGCUAAAUAGCAGAACCG
This is a messenger RNA of Paecilomyces variotii, 1356 nucleotides long. RefSeq names its product nuclear pore complex component-domain-containing protein. Gene Ontology annotation, biological process: spindle pole body duplication; protein import into nucleus. Lineage: Eukaryota; Fungi; Ascomycota; Eurotiomycetes; Eurotiales; Thermoascaceae. The record is from RefSeq and is a predicted model, not a curated record. Gene Ontology annotation, cellular component: nuclear pore transmembrane ring; nuclear outer membrane. The transcript is spliced from 3 exons. Bases 309 to 1097 code for a protein of 262 amino acids.